GUGAUACGGCAAUGGCGUUGAACAUUAGGCGGCCCAGGGUAGUGUGGGCGCGCCGGGGAGCUAUGUGGUGACAUAUGGGAUGUAUGCUGGAUGAUGAGAACUCGCUGAUGUGGCAUAUUAAGCCGAAGUGGAACCGCAUUCUGCUGUUGGUUGUGCUGAGGCAAAGACCGGUCAUCAUAAUUAUUGCACAUCAAGUUACAGGUGAGAAAUUUGUGGUUGGGGGCAGCAUUUAUGAGGUUCUCCUAACGGAUUACCUAAGGUGCCUAUCUUCAGAGGUAAGGACCAAGCUGGUUGACGAAGCCUAUGUUGAACAGCACACCUUUGCUUCUUUCAGUAAGAAAUCUCUGGACAUCGAGGCAAAGCAAGGAUCUGCGCAUCAGGCACCCAACGAUGGUAGGAAGAGACUCCCCCAAGAUUGGAAGAAAAAGGGUCAGUUAAUGUUCGUUGACCACGAUGGUCAAACAACGGAGAUUGACGACUACUCAAAUCUUGGGGAGUUCACAGAGCACGAUGGGGGUGGUGAGACUUUAGAUGGUAAAGUCGUGGCACCCAUCAAGGAAAAGGCUAGGGGGACCGGGAAGAAGAAGGUAGGACGGUCCACGGGUCAGGGCGACCAAGGAACACCCGCAUGGGUGAAGAUUGGUUUAGACUACGAGGUGUGGCGUGACCGCGUUGCUAGGGCCUUCUAUGCACCACCAACUUCGCUGACGGAGGACGAAGUCGCGGUGGGGGACAUUCUUGCGUAUGUGAGCAAGGUGGCCCGCGAGUUUCGCACGCAGCGGUACGACGACAACAAUAUACCGCUCCUUUAUGUCCGCAUCCAAAUCGGGCAAGCGUCUCGCAGCGCUUUGCUGGAUAGCGGCGCGACUCGCAACUUCAUUAGCCAGUCCUUCAUGCAAAGGGCUAGCCUUGGACCACAAGUUCGAAGGAAGGCACACCCUACGUCGAUCAAGUUGGCGGACGAAAGAACGCAACAACUCUUUGAUCACUACAUCGAAGCCGUCCCGGUUUAUUUCGCACCUCAUGCAUGCGAACCGGUGACGUUUGACGUCUUGGACACGGACUUCGACAUCAUUCUGGGCAUGCCUUGGCUUGCAAGUGCGGAUCACGAGGUCAACUUCCAUCGGCGGACACUUACGGUUCGCGAUGCGUUUGGCGCCGAAGUACCAUGUACUAUUCCUCUCCCGCACCCUUCGAUCCGGUGCCAAGUUGUAACAGCCAAAUCUUUUCGGGCCACUUGCGCUUACGAGCGGACCGAAGAGAUGGGCUUAUGUUUUCUUCGAACCGUCAUGGUAGCCGAAUCUCAACCCACGGACUUGUCUUCAGACCCCCGGGUGGCGCGGUUGCUCGACGAAUUCGCCGACGUCUUCGAGUCACCUACCGGCGUGGUGCCGGAUCGACCGAUCUCGCACGAGAUCUUUCUCGAGGCCGGUGUCGUGCCGCCAAAAGGUUGCAUUUAUCGCAUGAGCGAGGAGGAACUUACUGUACUCUGCGCGCAGCUCGACGACUUGUUGGACAAACGCUGGAUCCGGGCUAGCAGCUCACCCUAUGGUGCGCCGGUUCUCUUCGUUCGGAAGAAGAACAAGGACCUUCGCCUAUGCAUCGAUUACCGCAGUAACGCGGGACCUCUUCCUCGUAUUGACGACCUUCUGGAGCGCUUGGGUGGCGCAAUUUUUUUUUCCAAACUGGACUUGAAGUCAGGAUAUCAUCAGAUCUUGAUUCGGCCGCAAGAUCGCUACAAGACCACGUUCAAGACACGCCGGACCUUGGAGGAACAUCUUGACCAUCUUCGACGAGUGUUGGAGACAUUCCAGCGCGCCAGGUUCAAAGCCAACCGCGACAAGUGUGAAUUCGUACGCCAAGAGUUGGAAUACUUGGGCCACUUCGUUACUCCACAAGGCAUCAGUCUGCUGUCGGACAAGAUUCAAGCCGUCCAAGAUUGGCCGGAGCCACGGAACGUCACGGAUGUCCGAUCCUUCGUUGGCCUUGUCGGCUACUACCAACGCUUCAUCAAAGGGUACUCGAAGAUCGCGGCUCACUUAACCAAGCUUCAAUGCGAGGACCGACCGUUUGACUUCGGAACGGACGCGCGUGAAUCAUUCUUGGCCCUCAAGGCCGCGUUGCUCUCCGCGGAGGUAUUGCGGAUAUACGACCUGCUAUUGCCAACACGUGUCACCACGGACGCGUCCGACUAUGGCAUUGAUGCUGUCCUCGAACAACAUGAUGGCGUGGACUGGAACCUAGUCGAAUACUUCAGCAAGAAAGUGUCGGUCGUGCACUCCAUCGAUGAUGCACGGAAGAAGGAACUUCUUGCCUUCGUCCACACACUCGAGAGGUGGCGGCACUUCCUCCUUGGUCGACGCCAGUUCCGAUGGGUAACGGACAGCAAUCCGUUGGUCUUCUACAAGUCUCAGAACACCGUCAACAACACCAUAAACCGUUGGAUGGCCUUCAUCGACCAAUUCGACUUCUUUCCCGAUCACAUUCCGGGGAGGUCGAACCGUUUCGCGGAUGCCCUUUCACGGCGUCCGGACCACUGCACCGAAGUCUACUCAACCUUCGAGAUCGAGGAUGACUUGCGGGACAGCUUCAUCCUCAGCUAUCAAUCCGACCCCGAACUUCGAGACAAGUACACAAACUGUUCCUCUCCCAGUCCGGCGCCUUCGCACUAUCGGAUCCAAGAGGGAUACUUGCUCGUUCACUCGCGGGGGCAGGAUCUACUUUGUGUGCCACAAGAUUCACACUUGCACAUGCGGCUUCUUGGCGAGUUCCACGACGCCCCCCCCACCGGGCAUUCAGGAGUCAAUCUCAAGAUUGGCCGACUACGCGAGCGCUUUUGGUGGCCCGGUCUUCUCGACGACGUCAUGCGCUAUUGUGAGUCAUGCGAGGUUUGCCGACGUUGCAAAUCAUGCAAUCAUCGUCUGUACGGCGAACUGCGACCAUUGUCGGUCCCCUUGCGUCGAAGGGAAGCGAUUGCCAUGGAUAUUACCAGGCCGUUCCCCAAGCACAAGACGGGUGUGGAUGAGAUUCUCACGGUGGUUGACCGACUCACCAAGUUUGCCAUGUUCUUUCCUUGCCGCUAUCAUUCCAAGGCACCGGAGUUGGCCGAGGUUCUCUACGCCGGUUGGAUUCGAACCAAGGGUUACCCCAAGGAGAUCGUCUGCGAUUGCGACACUCGGUUCAUGUCUGAUGUUUUGUUGGCGCUCAUCAAACGAUGGGGCUCAUCCCUCAAGCCAAGUUCGGCUCGCCACCCCCAAACCGGUGGCCAAACGGAGAGGGCACAUCAGACCGCACAGGUCCUCCUUCGAACUCUCAUCCAUCCCGACCAGAAAGAGUAGGUUGAGCGGCUGCCGGAUAUGGAGUUGGCAAACAACUCGU
Molecule: messenger RNA, 3378 nt
Organism: Chara braunii
Lineage: Eukaryota; Viridiplantae; Streptophyta; Charophyceae; Charales; Characeae
Source: the annotation of a GenBank genome assembly